GAGAGCUAGUGCGCCAUUCGCCUCCCAUCCGCCAGAAGAAGCGGUCUUGGUCAGCAGAAGAGGGCAGACAUGAAGGGUUUUUCCGCCGUGGCCUUGGUCGCCGUGCUCUGCGUCGCUCCCCUUCGAGCUGAGCAGGGAGUGCUGCGUCCUCUGCCGCGCCCUGGCUAUGGGGGAGUGCAGACCCUGCCGGCUCCUUUGCCUGCCGAUCUGAGGUCCUCGCAAACCAGGCCUUAUGGUCGUCCUGACGUUCCCUCCUUCCAGCGACCUCAGAUCCAGCCCCAACACCCGUCCUCAUUCAAACAGACCAAACCCCUGCCUCGCCCUGUCACUCUGCCUGCCAAACUCCCCCAGGACCUCAAGCAGACGAGACCCGUCGUUCGCCCUCAGGCUCAGGCCCUGCCAGUAGUGCUCCCUGCCGGCAUUAGCUCACCGGGGAAGCAAACGAAACCCCUGCCUCGCCCUGUCACCCUCCCUGCAAGACUCCCAGAGGGCCACAGGCAGACGAGACCCGUUGCUCGUCCCUCUUACCACAGACCCCAAGUCCUACCAGCUUAUCCUUCAGGAGGAAGACAGACCCUUCCCGCUACACUUCCCGAGGACCUGCGCGGACCGAGCAAGCAGACAAGACCUGUAAUCCGACAUGCAGCUGGAACGUGUCGAAACUGCGUCCAGCUGUCCUACGCCCGCCGCGACUUGUGCUGCAGGCGCCUGAACGCCUGCUGCUGAGGACACCCGCGGCCAAGGUCUCUGCACUCACGAGGACCUUUCCCACGACGAUCACCACAUGCAGAUCUCUUGACCGAUUUGAAUAUUGAGAUUGUUAUGCAAGUGAUCAUUAUUAUCAGAUCUCUUGACUCCGACUCGAUUGUUCAGUCUGUAAUGCAAGUGAUCAUUAUUAUCAGAUUUGGAAAUAAAGAUGGUCAAAAUU
This is a messenger RNA of Penaeus indicus, 928 nucleotides long. RefSeq lists its product as uncharacterized. The coding region runs from base 70 to 726 and encodes 218 amino acids. Lineage: Eukaryota; Metazoa; Arthropoda; Malacostraca; Decapoda; Penaeidae. The record is from RefSeq and is a predicted model, not a curated record. The transcript has 2 exons.